Molecule: messenger RNA, 1224 nt
Organism: Racocetra fulgida
Lineage: Eukaryota; Fungi; Glomeromycota; Glomeromycetes; Diversisporales; Gigasporaceae
Source: the annotation of a GenBank genome assembly
AUGGACAAAAUUUUUCCUAAAGAUACCAUUAAGAAUACGGCUGAUUCGAUCGGAAUCACAAAUCUUAAAGACAACGCAGCGGCUGCCUUAGCCCUUGAUGCCGAGUAUAGAAUUCACGAAAUUAUACAGGAAGCCAAUAAGUUUAUGCGUCACUCGAAACGUACAAAACUUACUGGAGAGGACAUAAAUAAUGCUCUUCGCGUUGUUAAUGUAGAUGUAACAGGUCAACAAGAAUUGUUAUUUAUGGAUGAUGAUGAGUAUGAAUUUGAAAACCUUAUUACCUCUCCUAUGCCAAAAUUACCCGCGGAAGUCACGUAUACUGCCCACUGGCUUGCUGUAGAAGGUGUCCAGCCAGCAAUACCUCAUAAUCCUCCCCCACCUAUUGAAGAAAGUAGUCGUAAAAAGGCUCCUUCAAAUGCCAUUGUUCAAGUUCCUAAUGGUGUGGUGACUGGCACACCUGAUAUUGAACUUAAACCUUUAGUUCAACAUGUAAUCUCUCAAGAAUUGAAGGUGUUUUAUGAUAAGGUCACAAAGACCAUAAAAGGGGGUGAUAGUAAAAUGAAAGUAUCUGUUCUCUAUAGUCUUCAACAUGAUACCGGGUUAGCACAGCUACUUCCAUAUUUUGUACGAUUUAUUUGUGAACAGAUUGGACAAAAUAUUAAAAAAAAUACUGUAUUAGAGUCAAUAUUGGAAAUGACUGAUGCAUUAAUAAAUAAUACUAGUCUUCGCCUAGAACCUUAUAAAUUUGGUCUCGAUCCUGAAUAUCAUUGGAGAAUACGCGAUUCAGCCGCGCGCGUACUUGCCAAAAUAUGUGAUCGAUUUGGAUUGGAAUAUAAUACUUUACAACCAAGAGUUAUUAAGACGUUAUUGUCCGCUUUAAUUGAUCAAACAAAAACUCUAAGUACACAUUAUGGUUGUAUAGUGGCACUGGGUGCAUUGGGACGUGAAGUUAUAAAGACCAUCUUGGUACCAAAUCUUAAAACAUAUUCAGAAAUAUUAGAACAGCGUAAAAAACUUGAUAAAAAUAAAGCAGAACGUUGUGAAAAUGCUAUUAUGGAUAUACUACCAAAAUUAAAAGGAAGUAGUAUUCCAAUGGACGAAUCACAGAUGUCAGAUGAGGAAUUGCAACAAAAAUUAGAAGACAAAAUUGGAGCUCAAUUUGCGAAGCAAGUAAUGGAUAAAAUUGAGGAUAAAGAAGUUAUAAUGGCUAUACUUAAUUGUUAG